AUGAAGGAAAUAGCAGCUCUCAUUAAAGACAAUGUAGAUGAGAUUUUCAUGAAAGGGGAGGUAACUAACAGGACGCCACUGGAAUCUUCUUCUUUGUCAAUGCCACCAUCCUUCCCUUCUGUAUUACCUUCGGUGCUAGAUGACAUUGCCGACUCGUCCCCUCCUCCAGUGUCUUACAUCACUUCCCAGGAGAUGAAGUGUAUUCUUCACUGGUUUGCCAGUUGGUCAGGUCCGCAGCGGGACCUACAAGACCUGGUAGCUAAGGCAGUGCCUGGAAAGCUGCAGCCGCUGCUGGAUGGUCUGGAGCAGCUUAGUGUGUCUGGGGCAAACCGACCACCGUGUAUCUUUGAGUGUCAGCUACGGCUUUGGGAUCAGUGGUUUCCAGGUUGGGCUGAACAGGAGCGCAAUAAAUUUGUCAGACAGCUGGAGGUCAGUGAGCCAGAUUUUGUGGCAAAGUUUUACCAAGCAGUAGUUGCCACUGCUGGUAAAGACUGAUAAUCAAUCAGAUCA
This is a messenger RNA of Myodes glareolus (Bank vole), 510 nucleotides long. The record is from RefSeq and is a predicted model, not a curated record. NCBI's taxonomy places the organism in Eukaryota, Metazoa, Chordata, Mammalia, Rodentia, Cricetidae.